AUGGCCAAGGUCUAUUUUGCUCGUCAAAACAAUGAUUUACUCCAAGAAGCUCGUCUGAGGGGUUCUCUCACCUAUUGGGGUUUGCUCUAUUCAGCGCCGUGCGAUAAGCCGAUGAAGGUGCGCAUUCCACUCCAUUUAGGAAGGAGCGUUGCAAGAACUCUGGACGAUCUCAAUACGGACCGCUGGAUUCCCGUCGGCGCGCACUACAAACAAUGUCUUGACCUAGAGGACAAUCGUGUUUUGGUCGAGUCGGGCUCAUCAACCGAACCCACAUUUACAGUAUAUUACUGCAAUCGGAGAACCCCGCCCGCAUACUAUCGCCCUGUUAAUGAACUGAUUUCGGGAAUAGCAAACCGAAAGUGGUACGGAAACGUAUUGGUUGUUUGCCACGGCAAACGUAACGCUGUCGCAGGUGUGCAGACGACGCAUAUCGAAUAUAUUACGGAACAAAUCAAACUAAUUACAGAGCACUUGCUGCCUCAGUCAUUCAACGAUAUACGGAGUCCGCCGCAGCGGGUUGCUCAAUUUGUUCCGGCGACCGAGUCCGGGACUCCGUCAUAG
Messenger RNA from Laccaria bicolor S238N-H82, 561 nucleotides. RefSeq lists its product as uncharacterized. The coding region runs from base 1 to 561 and encodes 186 amino acids. The record is from RefSeq and is a predicted model, not a curated record. The transcript has 4 exons. Lineage: Eukaryota; Fungi; Basidiomycota; Agaricomycetes; Agaricales; Hydnangiaceae.